Molecule: messenger RNA, 1710 nt
Organism: Lycium ferocissimum
Lineage: Eukaryota; Viridiplantae; Streptophyta; Magnoliopsida; Solanales; Solanaceae
Product: abscisic acid 8'-hydroxylase CYP707A2
Exons: 7
Coding region: 127-1536 (469 amino acids)
Biological process (GO): abscisic acid metabolic process; sterol metabolic process
Molecular function (GO): oxidoreductase activity, acting on paired donors, with incorporation or reduction of molecular oxygen, NAD(P)H as one donor, and incorporation of one atom of oxygen; iron ion binding; heme binding
Source: RefSeq, a predicted model, not a curated record
ACUUGGUUUUUUCAUCAUUAAACCAUCAAGUUUUAAAACUAGUAUACUUGCUAGCAACAAGCAACAUUUGAAGUGCCUAUUUUUGGUACCUUUUGGUUCUUGUUUAAACUCAAAGAAAAAAUAUACAUGGAGAUUGUUUCUAUGUUUUGUUUAUUUGCAAUCAUUUCUUUCACUUUUCUUCUCCUCCAUUCAAUCUUCAAGUUCUUGGCUUUUGCUGCCAAGAAAUUGCCACUUCCUCCUGGAACUUUGGGUUGGCCUUAUAUUGGAGAAACUUUCCAACUUUACUCUCAAAAUCCCAAUGUUUUCUUUGCCUCCAAAAUCAAAAAGUAUGGUUCAAUAUUCAAGACUCAUAUAUUGGGCUGUACUUGUGUAAUGAUAUCAAGUCCAGAAGCAGCUAAGCAAGUUUUGGUCACAAGGGCUAAUUUGUUUAAGCCUACAUUUCCUGCUAGUAAAGAGAGGAUGUUGGGAAAACAAGCAAUUUUCUUUCACCAAGGUGAUUACCAUGCCAAGUUGAGGAAAUUAGUACUCCGAGCUUUCAUGCCCGAAUCGAUCAGAAACAUCGUCCCGGAUAUUGAAUCCAUUGCCAAAAGUUCGCUCGAAUCGUUCGAAGGAAGAUUGAUCAACACUUACCAAGAAAUGAAGACAUACACAUUCAAUGUUGCAUUGAUUUCAAUAUUUGGAAAAGAUGAAUUCCUAUAUAGAGAGGAACUCAAGAGGUGUUACUACAUUCUUGAAAAAGGGUAUAAUUCAAUGCCAAUCAAUCUCCCCGGUACACUAUUCAACAAAGCAAUGAAAGCAAGGAAGGAACUAGCAAAGAUUGUGGCCAAAAUCAUCUCGACUAGACGGGAAAUGAAGAUCGAUCAUAGCGAUUUGCUCGGGUCUUUCAUGGGAGAUAAAGAAGGACUUACUGACGAACAAAUUGCAGAUAAUGUCAUUGGAGUCAUUUUUGCAGCUAGAGACACUACUGCUAGUGUACUUACAUGGAUCCUCAAAUACCUUGGAGAAAAUCCUAGUGUCCUUCAUGCUGUCACAGAAGAACAAGAGGCUAUAAUGAGAAAUAAAGAGGAGAAUGGUGAAGAAAAAGUUCUAAAUUGGGCUGACACUAAACAAAUGCCUAUGACUACAAGAGUGGUUCAAGAAACACUUAGAGUUGCUUCUAUCUUAUCUUUCACUUUCAGAGAAGCUGUUGAAGAUGUUGAAUUUGAUGGAUAUUUAAUACCUAAAGGAUGGAAAGUACUACCACUCUUUAGGAACAUUCAUCAUAGUCCAGACAACUUUCCUGAACCAGAGAAAUUUGAUCCUUCAAGAUUUGAGGUGUCUCCAAAGCCCAAUACUUUCAUGCCAUUUGGCAAUGGGGUCCACUCAUGUCCUGGGAAUGAAUUAGCCAAAAUGGAAAUCUUGAUCCUUGUACAUCAUUUGACCACAAAGUACAGGUGGUCUAUGGUGGGCCCACAGAAUGGAAUUCAGUAUGGGCCAUUUGCUCUUCCCCAAAAUGGUCUGCCCAUUAAGCUAUCUCUCAAAACAUCAUCAGCAUAAGCCUAACAUUGAGAUAAGUGGUUAUUCCUCUAAAAAGAAAGAAAGAAAAAAAAAAAUGAUGAAGAACCACAAAUGGUUUUUCUCAAGAAAGAAAAAAAUAAAAAAUAUUAUACAAAAAUAAGUUGGGAUCCACAUCGCAUGAGCUUGACCAGCCCAAAAGGCACGAUCAAGACC